UAUGAUCGGUUGUUUGAAAGGUCGAGUGCAGUUCGAGUGAUAAUACAGAUUAAAAAGAAAUAAACUAAUAAAUGCAGGUUUAUAAGGGCAUUUCCUCGGGCACUGUGGCACAGGCCUGCAGCGGUGUGGAGUGCCAGCUGCCCCGGGAAUGUCGCUCCCCAGCGCCGAGCCCCGCUCCCAGGAGGAGUCCCCGGCGGGGCAGGAAGCGCCGGUGUCGCCCCCCGGCCCCGAGCCCGCCGCUCCUCCCGCCGCUGCCGGCGCCGUGCGCGGGGCGGGGCCGGCGGGGCCGCGCUCCCCGGGCCCGGAGCGGCGCUCGGAGCCGGCGGCGGGAGCCAUGGCCGAGGCCGAGCGGGAGCUGCGCGUCCGCUUCAUCGAACCGGAGGAGGCCGAGGCGGAGGCGGGGGCGGCCGGCGGCGGAUGGCGCUGCGGGAGAGGCGCGGACGGGGCCGCGCUGCGCUGGUGCAUCACCGGGGCGCUCUGCGCCUCCUUCCUGGGGCUGGGGCUGAGCAUCGCGGUGCUGGGUCCCACCUUCCCCAACCUGGCCGCCAAUGUCGGCAAGAACGUCAGCGACAUGUACUACAUCUUCGUGGGCCGCUCCCUGGGCUUCCUAGGCGGGUCGGUGGUCGGCGGGGUGCUCUUCGACUGCAUGAACGCCGCUCUGCUGCUCGCCCUCUCCAUGCUUGGAACAACGGCUGGUCUCUAUGUGAUACCCUGGUGUAAGGAAUCUCUGCUAUUAACAGUCUUGAUGUCAGUCAUUGGAGGUUCCAUGGGAAUUCUGGACACGGGUGCCAAUGUACUGACACUGAAUACCUGGGGAUCAGAGUCUGGGCCACACUUGCAGGCUUUGCACUUCAGUUUUGCUGCUGGUGCAUUUCUGGCUCCGAUCCUGGCUAAAAUGGCCUUAGGGGGUUCUCAAUCUGAAGAACUUGCAGGGGCUGAAAAGACAAACCAGUCUGUCCUGAAGUCUGUGCCAACAGCAUCAGCUGCAUUAACUACACCAGCACCGAAAGACCAUCACGAUGGAGAUUUUCUGUGGUCCUAUAUUAUCAUAGGGACCUAUAUUCUCUUCACUUCCAUCUUCCUUUUUGCUUUGUAUUCAAAGAGCAGCUCAGCUAGAGACAAAUCAAAAGCUACUGCGCAGAGGGGCAGGCUUGCCAAAUACCACUGGCCUCUAGUCGGCCUCCUGUUCGUAUUCUUCUUGUUCUACGUGGGAGCAGAGGUCACUUACGGCUCUUACGUAUUUACUUAUGCAAUGGUCUUCGCCGAGAUGACGGAAGGUGAAGCAGCCGCGUUGAAUUCUGUCUUCUGGGGCGCAUUUGCCUUGUGCAGAGGAGCGGCGAUAUUCGGUGCCGCCUUCCUGUCCCCUGCCACCAUGAUCGUGAUGAGCCUCGUGUGCUCUGCUGCCUCCUCGUCAGCCCUGGCCUUCCUGGCGCACUACCGAGCCCUGCUGUGGGUGGGAGCCGCCGUGUACGGAGCGUCCAUGGCCACCGUCUUCCCCAGCGGCAUUUCCUGGAUAGAGCAGUACACGGUGGUGGAAGGGAAGACGGCUUCUCUGUUCGUGGUGGGCGGGGCGCUGGGCGAGAUGUGCAUUCCUGCCGUGGUGGGCUAUCUCCAGGGCAGGUUCCACCACAUCCCUGUCGUCACUUACGCCGCCUUUGCCACCUCCAUUAUGACGGUCCUGCUCUUCCCCGUGAUGUACAAACUGGCCAACGCUCCCCAGGAGAGCGACGUGAAGGAAGUGAGUGACAGCGAGACCCGGAAAGCUUUGUUGACAAACUCGAGGCUUGCUGAGGACGAGGAGGACGAGGAGGAUGUGAGAGAGUGGAACGACGCAGACUUUGAGGUAAUAGAAAUGAAUGACAAGCCCAAAGACUCUCUGACACACACCUCCUGUAGGAUAUCAGGGGACUCUCCAGCUGAAGUCUCUCUCCAGCCCCAUCUGGACGAUGUACUGGGCAAUCCUCCAGUGAUUGCUGGUGGCUCCCCUGGGAGACAGGAUGGGAAUGUUGACUGGGAGAAGAGUGAAUAGAGUCAAAGCUGACUUUUUUUUUAAUGGAAAUGCAAUCGAAUUGUUGCUGUUGUCAAGUGGUUCAGGAAUCCUGUCACGGUGGUGCAGAGCUCAGUGUGUUCAUUUGCCCAGCCCUUUCUCCUCUUUAGUUUUCAGCCUGCAGGGAUGUGUCUUGGAGUAGGAAGGACCUCAGUGAUGUGAAUGGGUCAACAUGAUAAAUGUUUGGCUGUGCCAAAACUGUUAAAACAUAAGAGACCUUUUCUAAAUGUGAGACAUGCAUCCAAGGAGGAGAUGCUGUAAUAACAGGGAAAGAAGGGGACUGCUUAGACUAAGUUUUUUGAGGUGGGUGAAAGGUGCAGGUCUGAGGUGCUUUGUCCAAAUGGUUUUGUGAGAGGGGAGAGAGAUUUGUUAUUGGUAAUGCUGAACUUUCUUACCUUGUGAAGGAGGAAUGUUUCUACUGCAUUUGAAAGUUGUGUGUGAUCAGUUAAAAUUUCUGGUGAUGCCCAGCAGCUGUAAAUUGAAAACCUUUUGGCAAACUAGGAAUUUUUGAUUCUAAGGCAAAGACAAGAAAAAACGAAAUUAUUUCUUGGGAGUGAAACCAUGUCUUUGGGUCAUUUAAAAGCACUUCAUGAAAAAGUGCACAAAAUGGUCAUUGUCUAUCUGCUCAAAUGCGUAACUCCAACCAAUGAAACGGUGCCAACAAAUAUAAAUAAUCUAAAGUAUUUGUGAUUUUAAUUAUGGCACUACCACUGAAGUAAAAAAAUGUACGCACAAGAUGAUAAAAUUGUUGUAAUCUUUGAAUGGUUUGGGUUGGAAGGGACCUUUAAAGAUCAUCCAGUUCCAGCCUGCUGCCAUGGCAGGGACACCUUCCACUGGAACAGGUUGCUCAGAACUCCAUCCAGACUGACCUUGAAAGCUUCCAGGGAUGGGGUACCCACAACUUCUCAGGGCAACCUGUUUGAGUGCCUCACCACCCUCACAGGAAACAUUUUUUUUCCUGAUAUCUAAUCUAAACCUACUCUCUUUCAGUUUGAAGCCAUUCCCCCUUGUCCCAUCACUACAUGCUCUUGUAAAAAGUCCCACUCUGUCUUUCUUGCUGGCUCUCUUCAGGUAAAAGAGAUUACUUAAUAUAUGGUAUUUUCAAGCCAGUUGUUUAAAUUAAGGUUAUAGCAACUUCUCUGGCUUCCUGUGCCAAGACUUUAACAGGGUAAUGUGUUACAAUGAAGAUUUGAGAAUGAGAAGGAAUUAUCAAUGAGACAAUCCUUUCCAGUAUGACUACUUGCCCCAGGCUAGUUGGAUUGGUGACAUUUGGGUUUUAUUUCUUUGGGGGAUGACAUGGAGAUGGACUCUCCCUAGUGGUAAAGCCGUGGUUUGUAUGUGUGGGUUCAUUGCUGCUAAGCAGGAAGGUGGUGUGAAUACUCCUGUGUGAGUAAUUUCAGGUGCUGCCAUACCAGGGAGCCCUUCCAGUAAGAGAAAAAAAAAGAGAAAAAAAAAGAAAAAAAAAAGAAAAGAAAAAAAAAAAAGUAGCAGCAAAUGGCAAAAUCUGUCUCUGAACAGUAAUCUUGCCAUUUGUCAGCUUGGAACUCCAAAUCAGUUAAGUUUUUUUUAAGUCUGUGUGAUCAGAAUGUACUCUUUUUGGGGGUUUUUAACUUUGCACUUUUAUUAGUAUAUUUCUUGCUACAGUGUUUCAUUUAGUAACAAAAGGGCUCUAAGUGUAACGUAGCACAGAAUCUUAGAUGUUCCCUGGAUUUACAGGUCUGCUUUUGUUCUCUCUCUUGUCCUCCAAGUGUGCAACCUAGGCUUGCAUGGCUCUUUCCUUUCUUCUGAGAAGUUAAUGAGAAGCCAGAACCAACCUGUAGUGGAAGUUCUUCUGUUAAAACCUUGCCAUGUUGCAGGGCCUCCCUCUCCCUCUGCUGCUGGCACUUAAAUGUCACCGUGUUUUUGAUGGAUUCCUUCUGCGGCAUCUUUUUCCAGUGCAACGCAUCAAUGUGCACUUUGAAAUGAAGCCUUGUUUCACUCGUGGACAAGGGUUCUGUUUGCUUAAGGCAGUGAUAAAGGCUCGUAAACACCAGGCGCAGUCCUGGCCCGGGCACAGUGUCAGCAGUGAGUCCUGUGUGCUUAGCUGCUGUGAGGUGGAAGCACAGAGCGUGGCAGGCACAGAGAGUGGGUGGAAUGAGGGCAGCUGGAGCCUGCAAUUCACCUUUUCUCCUCUUCCCAUCGCUCCUCCUGCACGCUGCUCCCUGUGUGUGGAAAGUAGGGGGUGUCAGCUGAGGGUGAGGACAAAUCCCAGUGGUGGAGGGGGAGGGAGAAGGUGCAGGACAUCCAGUGAAAGAUAUGGAAAUGGUUCUGUGGCAGCUCCCUGCUGGAGCUGCGAUCCCUCGGCUUCCUCUGUGUUGAUGUCACUAUAAAAAAGUUUCCCAGUACCCGAGAUCGUGUUGCCAGAAGAAAAUGAUUCAAAGAAAGAUACUGGGCAACCAGGAAGAUUCUAAACUCCUCCAGUUCAUAUGCUAAUUUUUGAUGAAAUUCCAGAUCGGAAUGUCCUACACAUAAGACUGUUCUCAGGGAUAGUUUACAUGGAUAGUUUACUUUCUCUCGUUUGCAUAAUUAAGUAUUAAAAAACCCCAGAAAAUUAAAUCAAAGCUGCAUUGGGAAAUAUGCUGCAAUCUUUCAGAAGCUUAGCUACUGCAUAUACACGCACACUAUUUGUGUUUCUGACCAGUGUCUUCCCAGCAAAUGUAAAAAUAUUGCACAAAACAAAGUUGGGCUUUUUUUAACUGCCUGUAUUAACUCCUGGUAACUUCAAUUCAUCCCCAUUUCCUCCUUAAAAAGCAGAAGGUCUGUGUACUAGGAAUGCAGGAACAAGCUGGAAUGCCAAGGUAAGAGCAGCCUUUUCUCACAAAUAAAGGAUCCAAAAAGCAGUGGCUGUAAGACAGUGAAAGCUGAAGAAUUAUCUAUGUAGAAUAACUUUCCACUGAUGUGUGAAGACCUGCCUAAAUUUAAAGUCAUCUUAGUGAGGACUCAGAGCCUUCAGUGUCUUAGUUCUGGUCUUAAGCUUGAACUAGGACAGAUGGACAGAAAGUGUUCUCCUUACCCCCUAACCAGCCUGCUUUUAAUAGCAGGGGCCGGGCCGCCCUUGACUUAAAAUUAAAUGUUUGAAGCAAUUUAAGCUUAAAACAAGAUCUAGGACAUUUCCAAGGAUGAGUUCAGCUCAUACCAGUUCUAGGCAUCCUCAGUGGUCAAGGCUUAGCUCCUGCUCUUGGAUUUUGGUGUUCCUCAAGGCUUGUUUUCAGACAAUGAAUGUUAGUUGUCACAUGUUUAAAUUUCCUUUCAAAGUAAAUUGCUUCCUGGCAUGUACGGCUGAAGUGAAGAUCUAUUUACAGGACAGAUCUGUUUUAAGUUACAGGUCCUCCAGAAAACUCAAGUACUUUGAUAUUAGGGGUUGAAAUUACUUGAAGUAACUGUGUAACAUCACUAUUGCCCUGCUUAUGCUAGCAAAACCAUCCCUCUGUUGAGGACAAGAACUUAUAAUCCACGGUACCUGAAUUUGGUAGGAAUCCUAUUUUUGUCCACAAACCCAGGAACAGUUUGAAGGUGAUUGCUCUGCUCCAGUGUGAAAGGUAACCUCUUGCAGCUAAGUGUCAUUUAAUACUUUAUUUAUCCUGAGGCACUGCCAAGUGCCGGACUGUACUGCAAGCACUCACUCCUGGCAUUUGCACUUUUUUCUGUACAUGACCAGUGCUUGAGUGCAAGACCAGGCAAAGUUUCAUGCCUUGAUGUUUUGGGGUUUUUUUUAAGUUACUUUGCAUAUAAGUGCAUCACAAUCUGUGGAUGUUCUAUUAUAUAUGUAACAGUUUCUAUUCUGCUUGGUGGUGUGGGUUUUACGUUGUACUGAGUAAUGUGACAUUUAAUAGAUUGACUUGUGUCUUGACUGUAAUAAAUUCUUAUCUGGAGAAGGCACUCAGGUUCCUUAAUGUAAAUAAAGUUUUGUUCUAUUUUUCAAA
Prinia subflava (tawny-flanked prinia) is the source of this 6009-nucleotide messenger RNA. RefSeq names its product major facilitator superfamily domain containing 4B (gene SLC60A2). NCBI's taxonomy places the organism in Eukaryota, Metazoa, Chordata, Aves, Passeriformes, Cisticolidae. The transcript has 4 exons. The coding region runs from base 149 to 2029 and encodes 626 amino acids. The record is from RefSeq and is a predicted model, not a curated record.